Botrytis cinerea B05.10 is the source of this 2773-nucleotide messenger RNA. RefSeq lists its product as hypothetical. The transcript is spliced from 5 exons. Gene Ontology annotation, biological process: mRNA cis splicing, via spliceosome; peptidyl-serine phosphorylation; peptidyl-threonine phosphorylation. The record is from RefSeq and is a predicted model, not a curated record. Gene Ontology annotation, molecular function: protein serine/threonine kinase activity; ATP binding. NCBI's taxonomy places the organism in Eukaryota, Fungi, Ascomycota, Leotiomycetes, Helotiales, Sclerotiniaceae. Bases 238 to 2649 code for a protein of 803 amino acids.
GGCAGUCAAACCCAUAAUUGACACUUCACUCUCUUAUACUUCUAUCUGUUAUAUUGAGACUCAUCCUUCACUAUCACACUGCCCAAGCAAGCCAAAGCAAAGAAGAAAAUUAUGCGCUGAGAGAUAACCGGUUGGGCUCUUCUCACUUUGGGAUCUUGUUUGUGAUCUUUGGCUGACACACAUUUAUCCAAAUCUAAGGCAGGGGGCGCUUUCGUCCUUACAAUCAUAACAAGGAAUAUGACGGCAUCAUCAGCAAGCUCCGAUGAGGGCGAGAUUCGCGAUGGAGUAGUGGAGAAGAAGGCAACUACGUCGCAGCGUACACUCGGUAGCACUUCCGUUGACCGUCAAGACAGAACCCGUUCUAGUACGACUUCUUUAUCACCACGCUCCUCCGAGCAAUCAUAUAGAUCUAGAGAUCAGAGAAGCCGUUCCCCUUAUUCUGACCGACACUCUCGAGGUUCGAAGAGACCUAGAGAUGACGACUACUCAGACCGUAGCAGAAACGAUCCAAGACGAUUCAAGGUUCAUUACGAAGAUUAUUCUCAAGACCAUAGACGCCGCCCACGGAUUUCAUACGAAGACAUAGACAAAGGGCCAAUGAACUCAUCCGAACUACGAUAUGACGACAAUGAUCAUCGAGAUAGGCAUUCCGAAAAACGUCCUCGAACCAGGAGUCGUUCGCCUUACCGAGCUAAUCGUGAAGGAGAUAGAGGUGGAAGAAAUGGACAGUCAGUAAAUAAUGGCAGCCGGUAUAGUGAUUAUACAGAUAGAAACAAGCCUUAUGGGUAUGGAGGUUCAUACCGAAGUUCAAGAGACCAGUCAGUGAGCAAUCGGGGAAAGGGCCCGCUGCCUACUGAUAAUUCGAGACAUGAGGCUAAAACUACUCAAGGGCAAUUGCAACAGCAUAAACAUCAACGUGAUGGGAGUGAGAUGGAUAUAUCUACUCCUGCUGAGGAAGCUUCGAAUGAAGCUCCUGAAGAAGAGCCAAUUGAUGAGGCUACACUCAUAGAGCAGAGACGCAAGCGUCGUGAGGCAAUAAAAGCUAAGUAUAGAGGUUCUGGUACACCCUUGUUAGUACAAGCUCUGCACUUAGGGGACAGAUCCGGAGGAUCCACACCUGGACAAGGUGAAGAUGAUAGCCCUUCAGGCCCAACCGUCUCAGCUUCACCAACCGUCUCGACUCCCGGAACUCCUAUGGAUCCAGGAUCCCCUUCCGCUUUCGCAAUCACGGAUGAUCAGGAUCUUGCCAACUCACAUGGAGUUCCAACAGCAGAUGAGGAGGAUGGACCUUCAGCCGCAGAUUAUGAUCCAACUAUGGAUAUGAGAGAAGAUAGACAGCGCGACGGCCAACGACAUUUUGAUGAGAUAUCCUCUGGGGCAUACAACGAAACGAAGCCCACGUCUGAACAAGACGUCCUUCUUCCUGCCGAGAUUGCCCCCGCUGAAGUCAAAGCUCCAAAAUCGAAGGACGAAUUUGAUAUGUUUGCAGACGAUGACGAUGACGACAUGUUUGCCGAAGAUUCAGUCGCGGAUGAUAAGCCUCAAGCUAUCACGAAUGGCGACGUUGCCAAAGCGGUGCCUAUUCCACAAGCUAAAGAGCUCGACAUAGGCAUGCUCGACAAUUGGGAUGAUCUUGAGGGUUACUACAAGAUUAUCCUUGGUGAACUCUUGAAUGGUAGAUAUCAUGUCCAAGCAAAUCUUGGAAAGGGUAUGUUCUCGGGUGUGGUUCGAGCUAUGGACAUUACUACCAAAAAGUUGGUCGCAAUCAAGCUUAUUCGGAACAAUGAGACUAUGAGGAAGGCUGGAAUGAAAGAGAUUGAGAUUCUAGAAAAGAUCAAAGAUGCGGAUCCCGAGGACAAAAAACAUAUGAUACGUCUAGAACGAUAUUUUGAACACAAAGGUCAUUUGUGUAUGGUUUUCGAACAUUUGAGUAUCAAUUUGCGCGAGGUUCUGAAAAAAUUCGGAAACAAUGUUGGUAUCAAUCUCAAGGCCGUGCGAGCAUAUGCUCAUCAGAUGUUCCUCGGUCUCAGCUUGAUGAAGAAGGCCAAUAUCUUGCACGCGGAUCUGAAACCUGAUAAUAUUUUGGUCAAUGAAACUCGCAACAUGCUCAAAAUUUGUGAUUUGGGAUCCGCUUCGGACGCAACGGAUAACGAGAUCACUCCUUAUCUUGUUUCUCGUUUCUAUCGUGCACCAGAAAUCAUUCUUGGUAUGAAAUACGACUUCGCCAUUGAUAUUUGGUCUAUUGGAUGUACCCUAUACGAAUUAUAUACCGGUAAAAUUCUAUUUACUGGUAGAUCCAAUAAUCAAAUGUUACGCUCCAUCAUGGAUUGCCGCGGAAAGUUUUCAGUUAAGAUGUUGAAAAAAGCCGAUUUUGCCGGAGUACAUUUUGAUGAUAUGUUGAAUUUCAGAAGCGUUGAACCCGACAAAUUGACUGGCAAGGAUGUCGUUAAGACAAUGGCGUUUGCAAAGCCAAGCAGAGAUCUCCGAACUCGUCUAAUCUCGGCAUCAAAGGGAUUAACAGAGGUUGAGCAGAAGGAGUUGACAUUGUUUGGGGACUUACUGGAAAGAUGUUUGGCGCUCAACCCAGAGAAACGAAUAACGCCCACGGAAGCAUUGAAGCACCCUUUCAUCGCAAAGUUGAUGAAAUAAAUUGCAAGGCUUGAGAAGCGUGCUGGGUAGAUAUUUUGGUAUGGUUUAAUGGGGUUGGGUUGCUACAAUUGAGAGAAUAGGAGCGAGUAGGAGCGAGAUGAAUAAAGCUACAUAAAUACUUCGA